This is a messenger RNA of Caenorhabditis sp. 36 PRJEB53466, 676 nucleotides long. NCBI's taxonomy places the organism in Eukaryota, Metazoa, Nematoda, Chromadorea, Rhabditida, Rhabditidae. The record is from the annotation of a GenBank genome assembly.
AUGGAGAGCAGAUUCGGAUUCUCCGUGAAAUUCUCUUUCGAAUCAUAUAGGUCCCAUUCCAAAAGCCCAAGGUAAGUGCGGGCCAUUCCCUAGUCAGGUUUCAGAAGUCUUGUUCCUGAUCUUUCUUUAAAAGUUUUCCUCAUCUAAGAGAUCGGCCCAAGAUGACUAAUGCUCUACGUGUUUUUGUGUUGUUUUCAUUUUUCACUGCGACAACAGUUGUUCUAAAGAGAAAAAUGAGGUCACGUCGGUUUGUCAGCUGCUGCGCUGUAUCGAAUAAUUCGAGGUAGCCAUGAAGCUUUUGGACCUUGAUGCUUUGUGUAAUGUCAGCUGACGCAGGCUCUGCGAGUGCCCGACAUUCAUUUCAAUUUCAUUUGCUUACGUUCUAGACCUGCCAAACACCCCAUCUCAUUUUGAAGCCUUCCUAUUGUUGAAUGUAAUCGUCUCCCACCACUUUAUUUUACAGAAUGCUGAAGUACAUUUUGGUUGUUCUGUUCUUGAUCGCAGUCAUGGAGAUGGUCAGCGCUGACUUCUCGUGCUACUUCUCGGAUUCCAUCUGCAAAUCCAUCACUUGCAGAGUAUGUUAAACUAUUCCUCUAUUCCAGAAAUAGUUCAAACUUUAUAGAACUGCAAAGUUGCCACCUGCGUCACUGGAGAUUGCGUCUGUACUCUUUGCUAA